Populus nigra (black poplar) is the source of this 1817-nucleotide messenger RNA. Its product is annotated as nuclear pore complex protein NUP54. Gene Ontology annotation, molecular function: structural constituent of nuclear pore. The transcript has 9 exons. Bases 208 to 1353 code for a protein of 381 amino acids. Gene Ontology annotation, cellular component: nuclear pore central transport channel; nuclear pore. The record is from RefSeq and is a predicted model, not a curated record. Gene Ontology annotation, biological process: nuclear pore organization; NLS-bearing protein import into nucleus; protein localization to nuclear inner membrane. NCBI's taxonomy places the organism in Eukaryota, Viridiplantae, Streptophyta, Magnoliopsida, Malpighiales, Salicaceae.
AGGAUCCCUUCUCCGUAAAACCAAACUCCACAAACCUAAACAUCAAUUCUUCUUGACUCGAAAAUUAAAAAAAAAAAAAAAAAAACUCAAAGCGGCAAAGAGUCAAACACUUGAGCUCCAUAAGGCACUGGUACUGUCAUUACAUGACUUGAAAAUCACCAUCAAUCAAAUAUUUCCUCUCCUCUCCGUUCUCUCCCAACGACAAUAAUGUUCGGUACUCCGUCUUCCACUCCUGCCUUUGGCACGCCGUCUUCCACUCCGGCAUUCGGCACCCCCUCUUCUACUCCCUUAUUCGGCACCCCAUCUUCCACACCAGCAUUCGGCACCCCAUCUUCCACACCAGCAUUCGGCACUCCUUCAACGCCGGCUUUCGCUUCUGGAGGAUUCGGCUCUUCUUUGUUCUCUACUCCAUUUACUUCUCAAACUCAACAGCAGCAGCAGCAGCAGCAACAACAAACUCCGUUUUUUCAACAACCUUCUGCUACUGGUUUCGGAUUUCAGCAGCAACAGCAGCAGACUCCGUUCGCUACGCCACUUCAAAUGACACCGUUCCCUACUCCUCAAUUGACUACUCAGAUGGCUCCGGUUGCUCCUCUUCCUUUCUCUCUCGCCGAUCGCGACAUUCAGGCAAUUGUGGAUGCUUACAAGGAGGAGCCUGGGAACCCUAAAUAUGCAUUCAAGUAUUUGCUGUUAAGUGUAACUGAUCCACAGCAUAGAGUGAAGCCUGCUGGUGUAUCAGAAAUCAUGUGGGCGGAGGCUAUGGCAAAGCUAGAGGGUAUGGACAGUGCAGAUAGAGAACGCCUCUGGCCUCAGCUUGCUCAAGGUUUCAAAGAUCUUUCUAACCGCCUGAAGCUCCAAGAUGAAGUAAUUGUUUCAGAUGCAGAGAGAUUGCGAAUGACCCAAAGCAAUGUAAAAAUGCUUCAAAGGCAUUUUCAAGCUGAGACUCUUCCAUGGAUUGAAAGAAUGAGACAAAAAGAGCAAAGUCUUCAAAGGCGUCUUUUAAGGGUGAUGAGAAUAAUGGAGGCAUUGGAGGGCAAGGGUUGCCGAUUGCCCUUAACAAAAGGGGAAGCUGAAUUGGCUGAGAAGUUAGUUGCGAUAAUCAGGCAGCUAAAAGGAUCUGGAGCAGAAUUUUCAAGGAGAGUUCAUAACCUACUCACUGUAUCUCGUGUUCAAGCGAAUGGAAUUGGUGCCGGCGGUUCUCUUUAUCUUCCAGGAUCAACCAAAAUACAUGAAGAGAGUCUUGCUGAUAUGCAGGAGGUUUUACAACAGCAGACUGAAGCUAUUGCAAGGCUUGGCAAUGUGUUGAAGCGGGAUAUUAGGGACAUGGAAAUUAUGAUGGCUGAGGACACAUAAAUGACACAAUACUUGAACUAGAGAUACAAGCACCUGCUGAUUCUUGGACAUGUUGCCAUUUUGUUACUGAUUCAAUUAAGAAGUGAUCUGUGAUUGAUACAAUUCAACUCCGACAAGAGCUGUCAUAAAACUAAUCUCAAAAUUCUCUCCCCUCCCUGUUGUGUCCGUGUUUUUUAGCACCGCCCCUCCCCCAUCCACCCCAUUUUUUGUCUUAAAUUUUGUUAGUUUCUGCUUGUGACGUCACACCACCAUCAGUGAUGGCGAGGGUACGAGAUGGAUCUUGUUAGCUUUUACUGCAUUUGUCAAAAGGGGAUUUCAAUUGAUCAAAGGAGUCUCGCAGCUCUCGGGAGCAAGGGUCUUAAGGAGUUUCCCUAAUAAGCUCUUUAUUUCGCUGGUUGUAAAGAUUAGUAGUUUGUAAUUCAACUAUGUGCAAGCCUAGUGUAACGUGACUGAUUUCUAGCCUA